Molecule: messenger RNA, 1009 nt
Organism: Triticum aestivum (bread wheat)
Lineage: Eukaryota; Viridiplantae; Streptophyta; Magnoliopsida; Poales; Poaceae
Exons: 3
Coding region: 447-998 (183 amino acids)
Source: RefSeq, a predicted model, not a curated record
UCCCAGUUACUACUGGGAAGACUAUAAGCCCUCUCGGCAACUCCGUGAUUUGGCCAUAACAGGCAGUUUCCGCAGGUUCCCGACGUGGAUUAAUUCCAUGUUUCUUCCGAACCUCUCCAUCCUAACCAUAUUCGUGGAUGAUUUGGGCAAGCAGGACGUGGUGAACCUUGGUAGUUUGCCAGAGCUUACUGUCCUUCUAGGGAAAUGCGUUCUGAGGGGCAUGGAAUUCCCUAAUGGUGCGUUGCGUUCCCCAAGUUGAGGAGUUGCACAUGCGAGGUGUCUCUCUGCGCCAUUCUGGUUUCUGCAAGGAUCUAUGGAGAGCCUUGAGAAAAUUACUAUCGUACUGCCACUGCGUGCCUUGAAGGAUGCCAACAUUGGUUUUGACUUUAUCGGUAGCCUGGGGAACCUCCCUUCGCUCAAGAGGGUAGACGCUCAUAUCGGCUGCAAUGGUGCCAAAUGCUUCUGAUAUUGAAAAGGUGAAGGCAGCGGUGAGGCAAGCAAUCGACACCCAUCCCAACCAUCCCACCCUUCAUCUCUCAGCAUAUGGUCGACCACAGACUGAUGAUGAAGAGGAAUCAGACUCGGAACAGACCAAACAGGAGUUUCUGCUAGGAUCUAUGGAGAGCCUUGAAUGCAUUGAUAUCAGAGUGCGUGUUUUGAACGUUGCCAGCACUGGUUUUGACUUUAUUGGUAGCCUGGGGAACCUCCCUUCGCUCAAGAGGGUAGGCGCUUAUAUCGACUGCAAUGGUGCCAAUGCUUCUGAUAUUGAAAAGGUGAACGCAGCUCUGAGGCAAGCAAUCGACACCCAUCCCAAUCGUCCCACCCUUGAUCUCCACCCAUAUGGUCUAUCUCAGACUGAUGAAGAGGAAUUGGACUCGAAACAGACCGAACAAGAGGUAAUACCACCCUCGUCUUUGCAUUAUACUACCUACCAGUGUUGGUACGUCUGGUCAGGUAAUCGACGACAACAACGACGAGCAAGAAGUACCGGACUCUGAGAAGACCGAAC